This is a messenger RNA of Beta vulgaris subsp. vulgaris (sugar beet), 2393 nucleotides long. RefSeq names its product probably inactive receptor-like protein kinase At2g46850. NCBI's taxonomy places the organism in Eukaryota, Viridiplantae, Streptophyta, Magnoliopsida, Caryophyllales, Amaranthaceae. Gene Ontology annotation, molecular function: polysaccharide binding; protein kinase activity; ATP binding. The record is from RefSeq and is a predicted model, not a curated record. The transcript is spliced from 3 exons. The coding region runs from base 319 to 2253 and encodes 644 amino acids. Gene Ontology annotation, biological process: protein phosphorylation.
AUGCACAAACCCAGAUAGUAUUUGUAGGCCAAAACUGAGACAAACAGUCUUUCUUUCCCUAAUUUCAAAGGGUUAAACUCCAAAUGCAAUUCUCUCUCCUCUCCAAAACACCAAUCUCCAUGGCCUCUUCCCACUCUUCAACACUUGCUACUAUUCCCACCUACAACUACAAGGAUAAUACCUGGUUUUUCACUCACUACUUUGCAAAAUCACAUACUACUACUACUACUACUAUAUUACCAUUACUAACUUUCAACAACUCUUUCUUUUUCCCUCAUUUUCUUCUUCAUCUUUCUUCAUUAGUGGUAAAAAUUAAAGAUGCCCUUUUUAAGUUAUGCACUAUUUUUCACUUUCUUUCUCACUUUUAAACAAUUGGGUGGAUUACCCAUCUCUCAAUUUCUCCAAAAAUCACACUUUUAUCUUAAAGAUGAAAUCUUUAAUCAUCAUCAAUAUUGCAAUGAAAGUUGUGGUACAUUAAAAGUAUCUUUCCCAUUUUACAUAAAUAAUUCUUCAUGUGGGUGGUUUAAUCCUCAUUUAUCUGAUUCAUUUAAACUCACUUGCCUUAAUUCAACUUCUCUUUUCUUAAACAUUGAUUCCCAAAACUAUAGAGUAAUUGAAUUCUUUUCUGAUGGAGUUUUGGUGGAUUUUCCUGGGAUUUCCAACACUUGUAGAUCUUAUAAUGACUUAAAUUCAUUUGGGUUUGGUGGAAAUGAUUGUUUUGGGAUUUCAAAUGAUAAUGUGAUUGGAUUAUAUGAUUGUGAGGAUUCUUCUUUGUGUAAGGCUAAUUGUGAAGCUAAUGAUUUGCCUGGAUGUGAUAAAAAUGGGAAUGAAAAUGGGCCUGUUUGUUGUUACCCUUUAUCUGAUCAUAGUGUAUGGCAUAUUGGAGAUAAAUUUAAUGUGUUUUCUAAGUUUGAAUGCAGGGGAUUUUCUUCUUGGGUUGUACCAAGAGGGAUGAAUUCUGGGAAAAGAGGGGUUAAAUUAGAAUGGGGUUUACCUAUGAAUUCAUCUCAAGAAGUUUGUGUUGUUAAUGCAUAUAAAGUUAAUGCUACUACUGUGAAGCAUGGAAUAAGAUGCAUUUGUGAUGGUGGUUUUGUUGGUGAUGGAUAUGUCAAUGGAACUGGGUGCUUGAAAUCAUGUUUCAAAGAUGGAAAGGAAGAAUUUGGCAAAGACUGUGAACCAAGGAGGCACAGUAAAAAGAAGAUGAUAAUAUUAGCUGGAGUUCUGACAUCAGCUUUAGCCACUGCCUCAUUGCUUGCCCUUCUUUGUCUGAUAAAAAGGUCAGUGAAAUCUACCGCGUAUGGCUCUUCCCACAAGCCGCAAUUUCGCAGCACAUUAUCAUUCCGAAAAUCUUGUAACACGAGGCUUUUCACCUUAAAUGAACUAGACGAAGCCACCGAUGGAUUCAGCGAGGGCCAGAAAGUGAUGGACAGUACUUGUGGUGGCAGUGUCUUCACAGGAACUCUUAAGGAUGGUUCUCAGAUUGCAGUACAGAGGGUCAAAUGUGAGAACGAGAAGGAUCUGAUGCAAGUUUUAGCCCGGGUUGAACUUUUAUCUACAAUUAUGCACCGUAAUUUGGCUCAUAUCUUUGGAUGUUGUAUCGAUUCAGGUUACACUCCUAUGAUAGUUUAUGAAUUUCCUGAGAAUGGAACCCUUGAAGAUCAUCUACACAAAGGAAAAGGAGAAAAAAUCAGCCUUGAUUGGUACAAAAGAUUAAGCAUUGCUGCUCAAACAGCUAGUUUACUUGCAUUUUUACAACAUGAAGUUUCUCCUCCUAUUUCCCAUCAUAAUCUCAAGACUAGUACCAUAUUCUUAGACCAAGAAUAUAAUGUCAAAGUUUCUUGUUUUGGGUUGUUUAGUAGUGUAGAAUUGUAUAAUAGUGAUGUUUAUGAAUUGGGAGUGUUUCUUUUAGAGAUAGUCUCAGGCUCGAUGCACGAAGAUUUGCCUACAAUCGCGUUACAGAAGAUCCGGGAUGGUAAAUUAGAAGAGAUAAUUGAUCCACUACUUUACUACCAUGAACAACCUCCUUUCAGAAGGGAGCAGAUUGAUAGAGUUACUGAUAUUGCUACAAGAUGCAUUCUAUUUGGUGGAAAUGGCAAGCUUAGGAUGUUGGAUGUUGCAAGAGAACUUGUGCAUAUCACUAAAGACAGCAUUGAUGGUGGUAGUAGAAGAGGGCCAGCAUUGGAGGAAACCUUCUCAAAUUCUAGUCUUCUUCAGAUGAUUUCUGUGUCUCCUGAUUCAAUUUAUGUCCCAUAAAUCUUAACCUUUUAUUAAACUACCUAUUAUAACUAAAAAAUGGUGUAUGAUCUCUUGUGUGCUUAUGUCUGUUUCUAUAUCUUGGUAAACUUGUAUUAUGUAUAUGCUUUUAAAUAGGGAAAUGAUGUGUUCAUUCUAUA